AUGGAAUUUAAUGGAACUGUAGAUGAAUAUGAUGAAUAUGGUUGUCCUAUUAUGGGCUAUCCGCAUGCCGAUUUUACACAGAUAACUUCUGUUUACAGUGUACUUAUUGUAGUUUAUGUAUUAAUUAUGAUGAUGGCAAUCUUUGGCAAUAUUCUUGUAAUAUGGACAGUUUGGAGAAAUGCGCACAUGCACACUGUAACAAAUUAUUACAUUGUUAAUUUAGCAAUUUCUGACUUUUUGGUGGCGUCCAUCGAUAUGCCGCUCAAAUUGUUGGAGUAUACCUCACCAUGUCAAUGGCGCAUCUUUAACAGUGACAAUCUGUGUGCUUUUUUGUCUUACACAUUGCCAAUAUUCGUGUUUGCAAGUGUUUUAACAUUGGUUGCCAUAUCUCUAGAGAGAUAUUAUGCCAUUGUGCACCCAUUAUCCGCCAUGAAGGUUAAUAGUAAGUCAAGAACAAAGAAAAUUAUUGCAGUUACUUGGGUCAUUCCAAUAGUAGUGGCAUCACCUUAUCUUUAUUGUAAAAAUUAUGUAUUUACAAUUUAUAGUGAUUAUGGCAUGAUUUCACGCCAGAUAUGCUCAGAUAGGUUUGAUGAACUAGACGGCAAUACGGGAACAUUUAGGAGAGUUUUCUUUAUUCUUUUAUUCGUCAUUAUGUAUUUCCUACCCAUGAUGAUAAUCAUUGGAACUUGUACAAAAAUAGCCAUGUGCUUGCUUCGACCGAUUGUGAUUGAGAAUACCCAUCUUCGAAGACGUGAUUCAAAACGGAGAAACGAAGUAAAUAAACGCAAGGUAGCAAGAAUGGUAAUUGUAGUUGCAGUAGCAUUUAUCGUAGCUUGGUCACCACAAUAUUUUGUUAGCAUUAUAAGUCAGCUUCAAGAAUCAAGUUUCUUACGGGAGGAGCAGUUUCUUUUUACAAUGCUGAUGACACAUCUGUUCGGAUUCAUCAACAGUUGUGUCAAUCCAUUCAUUUAUACGGCUAUGAGUGAAAAGUUUAGGAAAAGUUUCCGGCGAACUCUUGGAAAAGUAUUCUGCAACUAUUAUUGCAGACAGCGACUGUUUUAUAGAGGAAGUAUGUCCCAAAGGCGUUCAACAGCUAUCACUACUCACGCGUCGUCAUUUACGGAUCCCGAAGCAGAACCGUUGCGAUCCGAUUCAAAUUUUCCUCGUUACAAACUUCAAGUUAAGGCUACACCUUCACGUAGUAGUAGCAGUGAUGGAAAUUCAAGUUGUCGAUCAAACAGUCGAUUGACUAAAAACGCAACAGGAAAUUCAAAAGAAGCAUGUAACGGAGAUGAAAAUAUUGUAGUAAAUCCUAAACAAUGUCAUGUCAGGUUUAAACCUAAUCAUAUCGACAUUCCAGAUUCAGAUUCUAUGUCCGGCAUUAAAACAUUCUCGACAGAUGACAAUCCUACCAUGUUACAAAAAUGCUCUAGGAAAUCACCAAUUACUACAAAUGGAUGUGCGUAUCAUGGUAAAGACUCUGUUGAUUCAUUUUCAUGAUUAAAUCCAUUUCAUAACGUGUAAUUGGUCCCUGGAAUUAAUCUGUGAUAGAAUAUUCUGGAUUGUAGAUAGAUUAUUUAUAGUUAAAAAAAACAUAUCAAAUUUAUAACUUAACAGGAACGUCCGUAUUAUUUGUUUUAUGUACAGAUUGUUGUAUUCAAUCAUAAAGUAUUAUUUAUUAAA
Mytilus californianus (California mussel) is the source of this 1683-nucleotide messenger RNA. Its product is annotated as QRFP-like peptide receptor. The record is from RefSeq and is a predicted model, not a curated record. Gene Ontology annotation, cellular component: membrane. The transcript is spliced from 3 exons. Gene Ontology annotation, biological process: G protein-coupled receptor signaling pathway. Lineage: Eukaryota; Metazoa; Mollusca; Bivalvia; Mytilida; Mytilidae. Gene Ontology annotation, molecular function: G protein-coupled receptor activity. The coding region runs from base 1 to 1500 and encodes 499 amino acids.